This is a messenger RNA of Gymnogyps californianus (California condor), 1815 nucleotides long. Its product is annotated as E3 SUMO-protein ligase ZBED1-like. The transcript has a single exon. Lineage: Eukaryota; Metazoa; Chordata; Aves; Accipitriformes; Cathartidae. The coding region runs from base 1 to 1815 and encodes 604 amino acids. Gene Ontology annotation, molecular function: protein dimerization activity. The record is from RefSeq and is a predicted model, not a curated record.
AUGCGGGAGCACCUGGUGAGGAAGCACAGCAUCCGCGACACCUUGCUCUCCCAGCUCAAGGACGACCAGACUUCCGAAUCCGACUACGCGGCGCAGGAAAACGCCGUGAAACGUUCCCGGCAGAUGACGCCGGAGAGCGGCCUCUACCACGCCGCGUCCUGCUCGGAACCCAGGACCGACGUGAUCCUGGAGCUGGUGCUGGAGAUGAUCUUCCGCGACCUGCACCCUCUUUCCAUGGUGAAGGACAAAGGGUUUGGGCUCCUCAUCGGAUACCUGGAGCCAAGUUUUACCCUCCCGUCGCCCGUGCAGCUCUCCAGCAUGCUGUGGCACCGGUACAACGUGGUGAAGCAGCACCUGGAGCGGUACUUGCAGACGGCGCAGGCCAUCGUGGUCUGCGUGGAGUUCUGGGUUUCCCAGCUCGGCCAGACCUACCUGACUAUCACGGCCAACUUCAUCGACGGGGAGUGGCGGCGGGCACGGUGCGUCAUGGAGACGCAGCAAGUGCACGAAGACAACGCGGAGGGCGAUUUAGGGGAGAAGCUGUACGCCGUCCUCUCCGAAUUCGGGUUGCCCAGCAAAUCCGUCUUCUGCGUCAUGCACGACAGCCCGCAGAGCGCGGCGGCGAACUCGCCGCAGCUGAAGGCGGCGUACGGCUGGAGCAGCCUGUGCUGCGCCGCGCGCACCCUUCACCUCUGCAUCAAAGCGGGGCUGGAAGUGGAGCAGGUACAAGAAGCCCUGAGCACCGCCCGGGGCAUCGUCAGGUAUUUUCAGCAGGACGCAAAAGCCACUUGCUCCUUGAACAGCAAGCUAGAAGCCAUCAAUAAAACCAAGCUGAAGCUGGUGACGGACGUGGGGUCGCGCUGGAUAACCACCAUCGAAAUGUGCGAGAGUCUCUUAGACCUGAAGUGGGCCAUCAUGUCCGUGCUGGAGGAACACCCCAAGGGCACGGCGGCUGUCCAGAACCUGGCCGACCACCAGUGGAAGCUCCUGCAGGACCUGGUACCGGUCAUGAGGACCAUCAAGAUCGCGACCUCCUUCCUGCGCGAGGAGCAGAACGUCUCCGUAUCUUCUCUGAUGCCUUGCAUCCACGGGAUCGUCGCCGCCAUCGGACAGCAGUCGGAAGAGGCCGGCGCCGUCAUCAAGACGGUAGUGGGCAACAUCAGGUCAGAGCUGACGCGGCGCUGGGGGUUAUCGGAGGACGAGAAAGUGCUAGAAAGCCCAGCAGUUAUCGCCUCUUUUUUGGACCCGCGCUUCAAGGAGAUGAGGUUUCUCAGCCCCAGCCUGAGAAGCGAGCUGCACAAGAGAGUCAAAAACAUGCUGUCGCAGGUUUUCAAUCACCAGUCCCCAUCUGCUACCCAGCUCUGGCUGCCAAACUCGGAUUACAAAGCCGAGGGCGGAGACGCGGGCAGCCAGCUGUCUGCUCACAAGGACAGAUGCUCGAGCACCCCGUCACAGAGCAUGUACGACAUCCUUUUGGGGAAGGACCCGACCGAGAGCAUGCCCGAGAUCCACCAGCAACUGGAAAACUACAUCGUGGAGCCCCUCUGCAAGCGCAGCACCAACCCGCUGGACUGGUGGAAGAACAACGAGCAUCGCUUCCCGGCCGUGGCGCGGCUGAGCCGGCAGUACCUCGCCGUCCCAGCCACCGCCGUGCUGCCCGACCAGGCCUUCGCCGCCGGCGAAAGCGCCCUGGAGCAUCGGCGAGCCGUCCUGGCGCCGGAGAACCUGGACCAAAUUCUGUUCUUGCAUCAAAAUUUUGACUUUUUAGAAUCGAUGAGAAGCGGUAACGAGACUCGGAACAGAACUCUGCACUAA